UCUAUCGUUGCCCCAUCCAGCGUGCAAUCAAAAGCGUCAUCCUAGGUGGGCACUAGCCAGACACCAUUCCAUGCUUCCAGUUCCACUGCCCCCGUUAUACUCUGCGCGUUCUACCAGCUUGUACGUACGAAGUUCCAAACUGCCAAGAGAUGGCCGCUGCGAAGCCAGCCUCCAUUGCCGCCAAUUCCACCACUGCCGCCAAACCUCCGGCGCCCGAGCAGCCACUGCUGGAGGUGGCGGAGGAGGAGGUGGUGAUCGACUUCAAGCCCAACUCCAAGUGCCGCGUCGACCUCCGCCUCCGCUCGCUGCACCCCUCCCUCCCCGUGGCAUUCAAGGUCCAGACCUCCUCCCCGCUCAAGUUCCUCGUCAGCCCGCCGCGCGGCACCCUGCAGCCGCUCUCCUCCGCAACCAUCCGCGUCGUGCUCCGCCCGCAGCCGCACGCGCCGCAGUCGUUCCCGCGCUCCCGCGCCGACCGCUUCCUCGUCCUCUCCUCCCUCUCCGCCGCGCACCUCGACUCCGCCGCCUCCAUCACCGGCAGCGCUGCCGCCGGCGCCAUACGCCUCCGCGUGUUCUUCGGCGGGCCCUACCUGCUCCGCCUCGCCGCGGACGCUGGGGACUCCGCGGCCGUGCGCCUCAUCCUGCGCCGGCAGCCGCAACUUCUGCCGGUUCUCCAGCCCGAAGCGCUAAUGCCCGACACCGAGCAGUGGGCGCCGCUGCACGCGGCUGCCGCGAGGGGGGACUGCGAAGAGGUGAGGAGGCUGGGGCCGGAAGCGCUGGCGGCUCGUGACAAGGAUGGCAGGACGGCUCUGCACGUCGCGGCCGCAGCAGGGGAGGUGGAGGCGGUGGCGGAGCUGGUGGAGAUGGGCGCCGACGCCGCGUCCGCCGACGCCCGAGGGAAGACUCCACUGGACGUGGCGCGAGACAAGGGCUAUAAAGAAGUUGUGGACAUACUGCAACGUUGGGAGCUGGUCAUGACAGCGGCUAGGCGAGGCGACCUCCAGAGCCUGCAGCUCCUCCUCAGCAAGCGCACGGGCAUCCGCGGCCGCGACCAGUACGGCCUGACGGCGCUCCACAUGGCCGCGAUCAAAGGCCACUGCGACGUGAUCGCCUUGCUCGCCGGGUCCGGCUGCAUGGACAUCGAGUGCGAGGACGUGGAAGGGCACCGGCCGCUGCACCUCGCCGUCGAGGGCGGCUGCGCCGACGCCGUGGACCUGCUGCUUGACAUGGGCGCUGACGUCCACGCCAAGACCAAGCGGGACGCGACGCCGCUCCAGAUGGCCGAGACGAUGGGGUACGAUGACAUCGCGCAGCUACUGCGCAGCCGGGGUGCCGACGAGGCGGCAGCUGCUGCGCAGUUGUGCAUCGCGUCGUCGUCUUCCUCGUCGAUAUCGUGUGCCUAGGGAGAACCACUUUCGUGUUUGCGUCUUCGAUUCAGUGUUGUUUGUAGAGACCAUGUUAAUGCUGAACUGUCUUAUGUUUUGUUAGAAGGUAUUGAUAUAAACUUGCAACUGCGCUCCAUAGAGCAGUUUCAAUAUAUUGCAAGUUGCAUCUGUAGAUUUAAAAACAGAACAUUUACUGAAAAGUUUUUAUUUUUGUUAUCU
Molecule: messenger RNA, 1601 nt
Organism: Lolium perenne
Lineage: Eukaryota; Viridiplantae; Streptophyta; Magnoliopsida; Poales; Poaceae
Molecular function (GO): protein binding
Source: RefSeq, a predicted model, not a curated record